Messenger RNA from Umbelopsis ramanniana AG, 2639 nucleotides. RefSeq lists its product as uncharacterized. The transcript has 4 exons. Gene Ontology annotation, biological process: fucose metabolic process; glycoside catabolic process. Bases 166 to 2547 code for a protein of 793 amino acids. NCBI's taxonomy places the organism in Eukaryota, Fungi, Mucoromycota, Umbelopsidomycetes, Umbelopsidales, Umbelopsidaceae. Gene Ontology annotation, molecular function: alpha-L-fucosidase activity. The record is from RefSeq and is a predicted model, not a curated record. Gene Ontology annotation, cellular component: lysosome.
CGUCAUCGACUUCAUUCCGUGCUGCCUACUUUCACGCUGGACUGGUCGAGAAAGACUGUAUAAACUGCUCGAUUAUACCAUAUUACAUCCCCUUCCAACCGUGGGAUAAUCGAUUCGAUCGUCACUGCCCUGCAUAAAGCCCGCGCCACCCAAUACAUAACGAAGAUGCGAACACUAGCUACGCUGUAUGUCACCGUCUUAAGCCUGUCACUCAUCGGUGCAUCGCCUUUGGUCAUCACUAGCACUUCCGAUGCCUCCAUUUUUUCACCUAUAGCCCUGGUUGACAGUUUCAAUAACCGUGGAAUUGGCAACACUGGGUCUCCGGCAAAUCUGGAUGGUCUAGGGGGUGCAUUUCCCGAGCAAGAAGUUCGAAACGCAGGGUUGGUUAGAGUCGGUAGUCUGGCGUAUCAGCUGAGAAUGGGUGGGAAUGACAACGUUGCAGCGUUUGGUCAAGAUAUACCGAUGACGCCGCGACGCUAUGGUGCUUUGUAUCUGCUUGUGACGGCAAGUCAUGGCCCAUCGGUAGGGAACCUUACAGCUGUAUACAGUGAUGGAACAAGCGAUACCACAAAGUUCGUCGUUUCCGACUGGCAAACUGGAGGUGCCUACAGUGCCUUUUCCACUUCCACCAUUGUCCAAGGCAGCUCCACCGUCCCAUCUCAUGGCCACAUGUACUCUCUUCCUGUAUAUGUCAACCCAGCCAAAACCCUUGUCAAACUCUCGCUACCAGCGGGAGAUCCAGUGGCUUCUUUUCACCCUCUUCUUCAUAUAUUCGCUGCAGCAGGUAAAAUGGCCAGCUCUGCUACAGAUUUGGCCAUCACCCAUGCCGUCGCUACUGCGAACAAAAUACCCGACGAAUCCGGUCGACUCUGGCAAAUGGUCGAGGUUGACAUCCACAACUCGGGGACCAGAAGGUUAUAUGGGUCCAAUGUUAAAGUGUCUGUACUGGGUCAUGGAGUAGUCACCACUGUUCCUGGUGUUUUGGAUGUCUUGGAAGGAGGAGAGAAGCGAACAGUCUAUGUUGGCGUUCAAACUUCGUUUUUCGGUAAAAGGAACCUGGCUACAGCGUUGAGCAUCAAAGGAAGCAACGUAGCGAUCAUCACCAUGAAUAUUCCUCUCCAGCUUGGAAUAAAUGCUUGGGAACCUAACGAGGAAUCUUUAUCGCAGCACAAAGCGCCGCGCUGGUUUGAUCAAGACAAGUUUGGAAUCUUCAUUCAUUGGGGGUUGUAUUCUGUCCCUGCGUGGGGCCCACCAGGUGGCAUGUACAGCGAAUGGUACUGGAGUAAUUACAACCACCCGCAGGAUGAAACGUACGAAUACCACGCCAAAACGUGGGGCAAGCACUUUGAAUACGAUGACUUCAUACCGUUGUUCCAGCCGCAGCUUUUCAACCCUAGAGAAUGGCUGGAUCUGAUCACUGCGAGUGGCGCCAAUUACUUUGUGCUGACCUCUAAGCAUCAUGAGGGGAUAGCCUUGUGGGAUACCAAGGUCAGCAAUAGAUCUUUUGUGGCAUUGGGACCCAAACGCAACUUUGUCAAUGAGGUACUGGAGGUUGCAGAGAAAGAGUAUGGUCAUCUCAAGGCCGGCUUGUACUUCUCUAUGCCGGAAUGGUAUAAUUCUGCCUACCCCACUACAGGCGCAUUUGGCCACACUCCCCGAAAUCCUUAUACAGGCGCAUCGGUGCCUUACACUGGCAGUCCAGACUUCAAAGACUAUGUCAAUGAGCUGCAGCUUCCACAGUUGCUCGAAUUGGUGGAUCUGAAAUAUGACCUCAAAAUUAUCUGGUGUGACAUCGGUGGAGUCAACAAUUCCACGUUUUUUGCGGCCAAGUUUUUCAAUAAUGCCGAGGCCAGGAACCAAGAAGUGACCAUCAAUGAUCGUUGUGGUAUGAGAGCAAACGAUUUUUCUACACCUGAGUAUUCAACGCUGGCUGUCACAUCUCGCGACAAAUGGGAAACCACUCGAGGUAUUGAUCCUCAUUCAUUUGGAUACAAUCAAGGAACUAGUCCAGACCAGUAUGCAAAUGCGAGCUCCAUGGUCCAACUACUAGUCGAUUCAGUCAGUAAGGGUGGCAAUUUGCUUCUGGAUGUCGGCCCAGAUGCUCAGGGCCGCAUAUCUGAGCCUCAACAAGCAAGUCUUAGGGGAAUUGGCGCAUGGCUUGCCGUCAACGGUAAGGCGAUUUACAAUACCACAUACUGGUGGGUGACGAGCGACGAGGGCGACCUACGUUUUACCUCUGCUGCCGAUGCCUUCUACAUCACAACGCUCAAACGACCCAACAAUACCCUGCGAAUCAAGUCUCCUAUCCCUAUUUCCCAAGGCGAUAUCAUCGAGCAUAUUGGAUCUCCAUGUGCAGGACUUGCGUGGUCUCGAGGUGCAGAUAACACUAUUUCCAUUUCUGUGCCCAACCAGUGCAUUCAUACCGUUGCGGAUGUAGAGGCCUGGGUGUUCAAAGUGGUCUGGAUGCAAAAUUAUACUCCCAUAGGACCUGUGGUGGCCCAAGUCGUAGCGCAGGCCAAGUUGGAGUCAUAUCAGUCACCGACUUGAAAUAGAUCGUUCUUUUUGCAUGCAUGAGAAAGUAGCCAUCUAGAGUGUCGCUAACAAACUGUUCAAAGGCUCACAUGUGGAAAAAUAACUUG